Lytechinus pictus (painted urchin) is the source of this 6071-nucleotide messenger RNA. RefSeq names its product protein misato homolog 1-like. Gene Ontology annotation, cellular component: mitochondrion; cytoplasm. Bases 92 to 1855 code for a protein of 587 amino acids. NCBI's taxonomy places the organism in Eukaryota, Metazoa, Echinodermata, Echinoidea, Temnopleuroida, Toxopneustidae. The transcript has 13 exons. Gene Ontology annotation, biological process: mitochondrion organization. The record is from RefSeq and is a predicted model, not a curated record.
CACGUAUUUCUAGUUCAGUGCUUGUGCCUGAGGUCAGUUCCAUUUUAUUUUUUUCCAUCAAGAUUUCAUGGUAAAAAUAGCCAAAUAAAUCAUGGAUGGAAGGACUAGAGAGAUAAUUACUCUUCAAUGCGGUCACUAUGCUAAUUUUGUUGGAACACAUUUAUGGAAUAUACAGGAAUCAACAUUCUCUUAUGAAAAGUGCCCUGCACAGAUUAUACCAAAAGAAAUAAACAACGAUGUUCUUUUCAGAGAGGGGCGAACAUUGCAGGGUGAAGAGACAUAUACUCCAAGACUGGUAUGUCUUGAUCUGAAGGGCAGUCUGAACACACUGCGAGCUGAAGGAAUCUUGUAUGACUUAAAAGCUGAAGAGGAUGUGCAUUGGGGUGGUGAUAUCACUCUUCAUAAGAGUAGUCCAGCACACAAAAAUCAGUUUCUGGCUGAUCUUGAGGCUCAAGAUGAGUAUUACCUUCAGGGAGAGCCAAGAGUCGAAGAUGAUGAAGAUAACCUUUCAACUCCUGACAUGGAUACCUCAGAGGUCAAUGCAGAUGACCCAAAGGAUGAUGACCCUCCAUCGUUGAAGCACUAUCAUCUUGAUGACGAUGUUCAUGUGUGGUCUGAUUAUCUACGUAGCCAUCUUCAUCCCAAAAGCGUAUCCAUCAUUAAAGAGUAUUCACAUGACAGUAGUGUUGGUGGAUUUGACUUGUUUACACAAGGGCAGAAUGUCUUCAGUAGAAAGGAUGUUUCAGAUGAAAUCGAGGACAGGAUCCACUUUUUUGUAGAAGAGUGUGAUCACCUUCAGGGAUUUCAAGUCUACUUAGAUUUUUGUGAUGGCUUCUCUGGUCUUGGUUGUGGCAUCUUACAAGGGUUAGGUGAUGAGUAUCAUGGGAAAGGGAUCUUUGCUGCUGGAGUUGCCCCAGCUGUCUUUGAUGAUGAGAAUCCAUUAUUAGAUUCCUAUAGGAUCCUGAAUUCUGUCUUGUCAUUCAGCAGACUGGUUACUCACAGUUCAUUCUUUGUACCUCUAUCACUUGCAUCUACUCUAUGGAGGAAAGUAGGGCCACCACUCUCUUUUCCUCAUCUUAUCUACAAGCCAUCCAUGUCCUAUCAUACAUCAGCUAUCCUUGCUAGUAUUUUGGACACAGCUACCCUGCCUCUAAGAACAGUAGAUAGUUCGGUAACUCUCUCCAUGAUGACGGAUGCAUUAGGGGCCAGAGGACGAAAGAUUGGAAGUCUUCACACCAACUACCCCCUUUCCUUCCAUUCUUCAUCAACGCUUGCCGAUACACUUGGUGGAUCGAUGUUGCCAUGCCAACCAUUAAUGCCUCACUUUGGGCAAGAGAUCAUUGCCCCGUUCUCCCAGUCUGUGGUCCUCCGGGGGACACCACUUGACAGGGUCAAGAGGCCACCACAGCCAGACUUGAACUUGUAUCACCAGUGUUACGAUGAGGAAGAAAUGCUCAGGAAUUAUUUAUUAUCAAACUAUCCAAGAACACUAAGUUCUGGUCGAUGUGUCCAACAGCCAUGUAAAACCACAGCACCAUUUCCACACCUUUUCAAUGCCGAGGUGAAUAGAGAUGGAUUUCUUUUUGAUGAAGAGAGAAAGAAGGAACAAGGUGUUGAGAGUAUCCCAUUGAUGACUAGUCUACAGUCCAGUCCUGCCGUCAAAAAUCUUCUCAGUUGCCUACUCACUGAAGCACGUAAACUGGACAUUCAUAAAUUCCAUGGGUAUCUGGAGGAAGGCUUAGAGGAGGAUGAGUAUAAGGAACAUCUGAAUGACUUGGAGCAACUUAUACCAUGCUACUUGACUGAAUUAGAAAAGGAAGUCAAUGAUGAUGACGAUGAUGAUGAAGAUGACUGAGCUGAAACUGACAAGUAUGUCACAACGUGGACAAAUCUUGCCAAACUCCUUCACAAUUAUUGAUUAUAGGGAGGCUUGUGGCAAUGUUUGUCAUGUUUUUAAUUGAAGUUGGUAUAAAGGGAUUUGUGAUAGUAGAGGUGCUGUUGUCAGUCGAUGAGUGCCCUGAUUACGCGCCAUAAAGUUAGGGUUUGAAUUCCACCACAGUACCCUUUGGCAAGAUGAAAGGGAGUUAAGACUUUACGUUGACAUAAUAGUAAUGCCAUUCCAAGGCACUGCAUAUGUGUCACGCUCUUUCUCAUCAAGAAUGUGAAAACUGUGAUUACCAUGUCAGAUCUGGGAUGUCAUGCAUUUGCAUAUGUCCAUUUGUUUUUCACAUAGGUUAUGUCAUCAAAAGCUGACUUUCCUUGCCCUAUGUGCCCAGUGUGAUCUAUAAGGUUUUUCAUGUGUAGUCAAACAGACCACUGGACAAUAUUGGCAUGAUCAGUAGACUGGGAUACAGACUUUAUCUACAUAUGCCCCUCUCCACCCAGGUUAUAAAUUGGUGUCUGUAAUGGUUUGAAAGUUGCUGUAACUUCUGAAGGUUGCCAUGGCGAAGAAAAGUAGUGUAGUAUAUAGGUUUCAUCGAACACCAUGUAUCUUUCUUGGGAAAAUGUUGGUCCUGGAAAGGACAACACAAACUCAACGUUUCGACAAGUGUGUUCUUGUCUUCAGGAGAAUGAAUACGUGAUGUAAGAUACAUGGUGUUCCUACUACACUAAAGUUGACGUAGUUUACAUAUUUCAAUAUGUCCGAUAAGUUGGAGAAUGUACAAACUUAACAGGCAUGCCAGAAUCCAUUUAAUUUGGAUAAUUAUUUGUUGAGAGCUUGAUAGACUAUCAAGCUCUAUUGUUCAUAUAUGACAGGAGUUAUAGAAAAGAUGAAGAGUAUCAAUAAAGAUAUAUGUGUCUGAAAGAGUUAUAACGGACAAAAUAAAAAAGACUUUGAUCACACCAUGCUAUGAUCCUACCCCUUGAUGAAUAAUUAGAAAAGGAUGUGAUUAUAAAGAAUAUUAGACAUUGUUCUGUUAUUCAUAACUGAAAUACAAAGCGGUGCCGUUUUCAUUAUUCAUUUUCCAUCAGAGGAAAUUGUGUGCAAAUCUCACUCCAUUUCCAUCUCAAGAAUUUCAUUCAUACUGUGCUGCACUCCACUCGGGUGGGAUGAAUGGAAAACUGGAAGAAAUUUAUUCCUUGAAAUGAAGAGUUCAUUACAGCUACUCUUCAAAGCCCAGGUUAUUCAUGCUGCAUUGUUUUUUGCAAAAUUGGUUGCUGUAUCUAAAAAUUAUGACAAUUUCCAUUAUGAGUAGCUCAUAAAUUGGUGGGUUUAGAAAAUGGAUCCAUGGCAAAUGAAUGCAGAGUGGCUGUUUGUAAAGUUACUUUUAACAUUUUGAGCAGCUGACAAUGAAGUGCCAAAUGAAAUGCCCAAAAUUCCCUUUUCCCCAUUGAUUUGUGAAAAGUGUUAUGGUAUUCCCCAUAAUUUCAGUUGAGUAUUAGUAAGGGCAUAAAAGUACAUCUAUGAUAAGAAUCUUUAUAGAUCACAUUUUGACUCGAUGAAGCUUAAAGCUGAUGGAAUUUAAAGAUAUACUCUGGGCUGGAGAUAUUUAUAUCUCAAUAAUUAGAGUAGAAUUCACAGAGCAAAAUGCUGAAAAUUUCAUCAAAAUCAGAUAACAAAUAACAGAGUUAUUGAAUUUCAAAGAUUUACAUUAUUCUGGUGAAAUAUUCAUUAGGUGGGCUGAUGAUGUCAUAUCCCUACUUGUUCUUUUGUAUUUUAUUAUAUGAAAUUAGGUUUGUUCAAAAUUUUCCUACCAAGAACUAAAACAAUUGGAUGGACAACUGAUUAAGUGCAUUAGUUAUUUCUUGCUGCAACUUAUUUCAUAAUAAUGGAGACACAUCACAUACACAUUUGUGAAAAAAUGAAGCAGUUAUGAUUUCAUGUAACAUAAGAAAGAGGAAAGUGGGGAUGUGACAUCAUCAGCCCACGUAAUGAAUAUUCAUGAAGACAUACAUGCCUAGAACAGUUUCACCGGAAUAAUACAAAUCUUAAAAAUUCAAUAAAUUUUUUAUUUGUUGUCCAAUUUUGAUGAAAUUUUCAGCAUUUUGCUCUGUGAAUUUUACUCUAUUUAUAUAGCUAUAAAUAUUUUAAGCCUGGAGCAUCUUGUUAAAAUCAUAAGAAAUCACAUCUGGCUUGUCAUAUUAAAGUCACUCACUCACAUUUAGGAUCAAUUGUAUGAACCCCUCACCCCUGGAAGAACAUACUCAAGUCAUAUCAUCUCAUCAUAAUAAGACUAUGAUUAGAGAGACAAAAAGAAAAAGAUUUAUGGAGGAUGAAUUAUGAUUAUGAUAAUCAAAGUAAAUGCUAAAUGGCUGAUUCCACGAAGUGGCACACGCGACCGUUGAUGCGCGAAAUCACUUUUCAAGAUAAAAGCGAAUAAAGAUUUUUACAUAUUCAACUACCCGUUGCUAUAUGAUUGUGAAGUUUAACAGAAUGAAGAAUGCCCAAAUCAAGAGCCAGGUAUCUACUGCUGCAUUCCAUGAUAAAAAUUUAUCAAAUGAACAUCAAAUCUUGACAUAGCAGUGAUUGAAACACAAGUGUUGUUUUGUGCGUGGAAAUGGGGCGCACCUGUGUGCCACUUAGUGGAUUUUUUUUACAAGGAUUUUGAGGCUAGUGUCGCUUUUUCACUUUAAUUUUCUCAUUAAUUAGAGAAAGUUGGGUUCUAAAUUUCGGUGAAAUGAUAGACCAUAGCUAGAGAAUACUAAAACUGAAAGAAACUUAAAAUUGACUUUUCACAUGAUUUUGGGACUUUGUGCCACAUUGUGGAUUCAGCGACAAUGAGGGCCAUGUUUCAUUAAAAAACUCUGCAAUAACAUGGUAUAAGCUUCUAAAAUCAUUGAAUGUGAUUGGCCAAAAACAAAUUUUAUGUUUAGUGUUAUGUUACCAGGUCUAGGUUCUUGCUGUGUGAAGGUUGUUUCUUUAUUUAUAGACAAUUUCAAAUGUGAUUACUCCAAUCGUUUUUAUCAAUGAAAUUAAGAGAUAGACUCAAACUGCUUGGUUUGUGAUACUAUUUAUGAGAGGCUGCAGUUCUUUGAUUAUGAUUCACGGCAUUGAGAAAGUAUUAGAGUUUUGGUAGGCCCUCUGAAAUGUUAUGGAAGAGUGAUUUUUUAUGGAGUCCGUAAGAAGAUGAAAGCAAUAAAAUACUGUUUCCUUCUUAAGUUGAAUAGUGAACAGACAAAAUGACUAGUAUCAUGUAUACGCUUUGACAAAGACAAAUGAUUAAGAGAUAUUCAUCUUUGCCAUUGAGUUUGCACACAUAGAUGUCAAAAAAUAAUGGUGAAUUCCAUUAAUUUAUUUAUUAAUUUAUUUAUUCAUUCAUUUAUAUUUCACCAGGUUAGCUCAUUCAACAAAAGUUGAUAUUCCAUGAGGCACUGUAUAACAAAUAAUAUGUGAGAGACUGACUAAAAUACAUUUUUUUGCAGCAGAUUCUUACUACAACAACCUUAGUACUGUACUAUUGUUGGUCAAAGAAGCAGCUUUUAAAUCCAACUAAAAUCAUAAGAUCAUCAUUAUCAGAUUAUCAGCAUGCAAUUAUUAUUCCAUUAAUAUAUUCAGUACUGUCCUCACAAGUUCUGCCAAUUCUAAAUCCAGUCUAAAUAAGGAUUUCAGUCCAUGGUUUUCUAAAAGGCUAUUUUUAUCAGUUUUCUUGAUAAAUGUAUUGUAACAAAUGAAAUGGUUUGAGAUGAAUCUGCUAGGAGUGUAAUAAUGAGAGCAUAUUUUUUAAUUUCUAGACAUUUUGUUGAUCACAGGUCUUGCUCAGCCUCAUGGACAAACCUCCAGGCUUCUCUAUGAUGCAUUUUGUACCAUGUGGCAAAAAGCAGUAAAUGAAUCCAGUUUAUUGUUAUUAUUAUUAACCAUGCAAUGCUAUUGAGCUUUAACAUAUCAAGAAAUUGAAUUAAUGGUAAGUUUUCUAUAAUAUUACAUAUUCAAGUUACUAGAGGAAAUGAUAAAAUUGGAUGGAAGUUGAUGCAUUUCAACAGCAAUCAUGGGGUUCUGUAAGUCACAUAUUAAGGGAGUUUGUUUUUCAAGUGUGCUUUUUAUACUUUGUCUAUUUAUUGAUAUGAUUGAUGAAAUGAUGAAAAUAAAUUUGACAUUGAGUCAAAUUAUGACGAAAGUCAUAGUAUCACAA